Molecule: messenger RNA, 420 nt
Organism: Papaver somniferum (opium poppy)
Lineage: Eukaryota; Viridiplantae; Streptophyta; Magnoliopsida; Ranunculales; Papaveraceae
Product: N-terminal acetyltransferase A complex catalytic subunit NAA10-like
Exons: 2
Coding region: 1-420 (139 amino acids)
Biological process (GO): N-terminal peptidyl-glutamic acid acetylation
Cellular component (GO): NatA complex
Molecular function (GO): protein N-terminal-serine acetyltransferase activity; protein-N-terminal-glutamate acetyltransferase activity
Source: RefSeq, a predicted model, not a curated record
AUGGUUGACAUCAGACAAGCAACAAUGUAUGAUAUACCAGGGAUUCAAGCGCGUGCCUUUCUUUUUUCCCCAGAGGAAAAGCCAUGGGAUUAUGUUUUCUAUGAAUUUUAUAUAAUUUCGUCGCCUCAACUUGUUUAUGUCACAGAAGGCCACGGUACUGGUCGUAUUGUUGGAUAUGUUGUUGGUAGGAUGAAGGGAGAAGGUGUUAAACGUUAUGGUUAUAUUUUAUCUUUAUGUGUUCUUCCUAGUCACCGGUAUGAAAAUUAUGGUACUGCAGUUAAGUUGUGUGAUGAUGGGGAAGAUGCUUAUGUCUUGAGGAAACAACUUCAAGAAAAACAACCAGAUCAUAUUGGUGAUGGGUUUAGUCAUGGUGGUGGAUAUGCUUCUCGACUAAUUCCUAAGAGAACACAAGGGUGUUAG